Pyricularia grisea is the source of this 2632-nucleotide messenger RNA. RefSeq lists its product as uncharacterized. The record is from RefSeq and is a predicted model, not a curated record. NCBI's taxonomy places the organism in Eukaryota, Fungi, Ascomycota, Sordariomycetes, Magnaporthales, Pyriculariaceae. Gene Ontology annotation, molecular function: protein binding. The transcript has 3 exons. Bases 412 to 1917 code for a protein of 501 amino acids.
UUUGUUUUCUUUUUUUCUUUUUUUUUUCUCUUUUUCUUUUAUUUAUCGCUAUCCAACUCCGCUACUCCCUAACGUUUAUUUUAUCUUAUUUUUUUUUUGCAUCGCCGGUCGACUGAAUUAACGACCGCCAAAUCCCGAACAGACGCACGCUGUCACAUCCGAUAAGGCGUUUCCCAACCGACCGACAUUCGACUACGAGAGGCCCCCCCGACUCGAGAUCUGCGAAUGUUGACUUACUGGCGGUGACGCCACCCACCUACCGUCACGUCUUAACCGACGGCGACAACAAACAAUUACCAAGUGACCCACGGUCUAGCCGGGUCUCUUUCUUUAUUUUAAUCCUAAGAGCCUUAUCGCUCGAUUUUAAACAAAAACUCAAAUCACACAAUCUCGUCAGAGAGCUCCGCAGCCAUGGCGCCGACAAAUUCAAUAAGAGGCGUCGUCAUCGGCCUCAUGUCCGCCUUCGGCAUCGCGGUCUUUCUGGCCAUUCUUAUCGUCCUAUUUUACUGUGUGAAAUUCACGUCAAAGGGUCGUAUCUUCCUAGAUGGUAUUCGAGGACCUGGAGAGUAUGACGACGAGCAAGCAUUUGCCAGGGAGGAGGAGGAGGCGCUAGAGACGAUGGAUGAUAUGCAAAGAACGGAAUACCUAAGAGCUAAAGCAUUCAUCGAGGCGAACCCUCCCGAAUCCAUGGACACGCAAAUAUCACUAUCACAAUACCUGGCCAUUCAAGAAAAGGGCGUUUCGGCCUGGGAGUUUGAACCCGAGCUGGAGAUCGCCAACUGCUUCGUCGAGGCUCGAACAGAGAUCGAGUUCUUUGACUCGGAGUGCUGCGUCUUGAGUAACCUCCCAGUUCCCAAGCAAAACGAGGUUUACUACUGGGAAGCCAAGAUCUACGAAAAGCCAGAUACUACAUUAAUGAGCAUCGGAAUGUCAACAAAGCCAUAUCCGCUGUUCAGACUACCAGGCUACCACAAGCACUCCAUCGCUUACCUUUCCAACGGAACCCGUCGAUACAACCAGCCAUUCAAGGGCACUAACUACGGCCCGAAAUUUGUCCAAGGAGACGUUAUCGGUGUUGGAUACAGACCGCGGACGGGUGCCAUAUUCUUUACUCGCAACGGCAAAAGGCUUGAGGAUGUUGCGCAAGGACUCAAAACCCAGAACUUCUUCCCUUCUAUUGGUGCCAAUGGUCCCUGCGUUGUUCACGUCAACUUUGGACAGGCUGGCUUCGUAUUUAUCGAGGCCAACGUCAAGAAGUGGGGUCUGGCACCGAUGAACGGAUCUCUGGCGCCACCACCUCCGUAUGGCUCGGAACAAGGGAGCAUUUUGCUAGAGUCGGGCAGGAAAGAUGGGUAUGCGCCGGCCAGAGGCCACUCACAAAGCGUAUCUGUUUUAUCAUACUCGAGACAGCAGCAUCCUGUCGACACAAGACACAGCCGCUCGCGUUCUGGGAACUUCAGGUCCUUACCGCCUACAAGUCCAGGGCCUGUCAGGAGUCCGACUGAUAUAUCUCUGGCCCAUCUGAUUCCGACCGACGAAGCAGGCGAGCCGAGCCGGAACCCCACCACAUACAGCACUGGAACCUCUUCCUCUUCUGCAGGAGCUGCAGAUCAAUCGCUGACGAGGUCGAACCUGCCGCCGCUCGGCCUUGGCUUGGAUUCUAGCCACCACGCGCCGCCACCUGAAUACUCAAGCCCAACAACUUCGGAGACCAGCGGAAGUCGCCGAAAUAGCUUUGACAGCGAAAAUGCGCCAUUGAUAUCCAUUACCAACAGGAGUCGGGGCGCGUCUUCUGCGACGGUGAGGAGCGGUACGGGUUCUAGGCCACCACACAGCCCGCCUAUUCCUAGCUAUAACGAUGCCGUCCGUGAAGGCGCUGGGCGUGACAGGAGUGAUAGCGCCAUGUCAGGAAGAUAGGCGCAUUUCUCGGUGGGGGUGGUGUUCCCUGAGCACGUGCUACGUGAAACUCUGGUUAGGAGUCUAAAGAGCCAUCCCAGGCCCGUGUCAGAACUCAAAUGUUUAGGGGGAAUCUGUGAAGUGAUGCUACCCACACGAGAAUUGGAAAGGAGUCUAGGGGGCGAACAUGUUUUCUAUGUCUUGGGGAGUCUUGCAUUGCGUAGGGGACGGCAUCGAACGGCCGAUCAAGAAAGGCUGAGUUCUGAGAGUAUACCCGCACGACUUGUCACUUGUUUAUCAGCACAUCAUCUUAUCUUUGAAUGGCUGCUAUUGUUUUUUUCUUCUUUCUUUCGUCUCCUUGAUGAGGUGGGGGGUUGCUUCGUAAUUGCUAUUUUGAAGAUACUGUGGUUUUAAGCACGAAACGAGCAAGCACAGGCAACUGGAUGGCAAUCCAGUGGCGUAUCCAUGGCACCAGGCGUUUUUGUAUUUGUUGUCGAGGCUUUUUUUUCUUUCUCCUUUUUUUUUUUUCUGUAGGUGGCUUUCCCCUCUCUCGUCUCUAUCCCCUCUUCUCUUUUCUUUCCGUUUUCUUUUGGCCUAAUUGACCUAGUCUAGAACUUUACCUACGUAUCUAUCAAUCGCGAGGGCACAAGCCCGUGACUGCCUUUUUUUUUUAGCGAAUAUAUUUGAGUUUCCCACAGAUAGUAAGACUAAUUAGGGUUGCUCAUUUUCCUUGAGC